Messenger RNA from Octopus bimaculoides (California two-spot octopus), 1473 nucleotides. RefSeq lists its product as uncharacterized. The record is from RefSeq and is a predicted model, not a curated record. Lineage: Eukaryota; Metazoa; Mollusca; Cephalopoda; Octopoda; Octopodidae.
UGUUUUUGAUUUAUGGAUCAUCUUAUCAGACCUAGGGAUUCAAAGCUUAAGAGGGCACCAGCAUUUUAUUUAUAGGAAAAGGGAAAGGGGUAAACAAUACACAUGGAUGAUACGGUUAUAAAAUUUUUGGGGAUUUGGUGACAAACUACUAUAGGUGGGGGGGUUUCUCUACUAGUAGACCAGUUUAUAAUGGAGCAGGGGAAGUUUUAACAUAAGGCACCUAGGUCGAAAGUAUAUAAAAUAAAGUUGCUAUAUUGUGUACAGAUAUAGUAAAUGUUUAUUCAUAGGUUUCAUUAAUCAGUAUUGUUUUACAUAUGCUAAAUUUGAAAUACUUGAGAUACCAAUAUUUGCUUAGCGCCUCUAAUGAUAAUGUGAAUUAUGGGUCUAGUUCAUACAUGGAAAUAGAAAAUAUUAGUAUGCCUGAUGCUGUGGGAAUGAUUCUAUCUGAUAGCACGAUGGAAAUGGAGUUGGAUAGCAACCGAAGCGAUCAUAAGCAGCCUGAUAGUAGAAUUAAUAAUAGCGGAAAUAAUAUCAAUGUGCAAAGUUCACCUACUUCGACAGAAUCUCAUUAUUGAUGCAUCUCAACUGGAUUUAAAACAGGGCAACGCGAAAAACAGCAAUAAUAAUAAUGAUGAUAAUAGCAAAAAUGAACAAAAGAAACCCCAAAGCAAAACAAAACCACGCCUGCAGAACAAGAAUGCACUUUAGAGACCUUAUUCACAUCGUGAUUAGAAAGGUGUGUGGAAGCAUAGGUUGGAAUGCUGCUCUCAACUGGAUUUCGUAGUCUCUAUUCACACAGCAAAAAAAGAAGGCUAACUUGUUUCUGCUUUCCUUUCUGUCUUCUACCCAACUCCUUGUAAGGUAAAAGCAGGAUCAGCGUUCUGUCAGGAGAACAAUUUUCAUUCAAACUCUGACCACCAACAACAUCAAGAGACUCUGGCAGAUGCCAUCAACCAUGGUUGUCCUCUUGACUUUCUUUCUUCUCAUUCUGGCUUCAGCAGAAUGCCGUCAAAUGUGUUAUAGCUGCCAAUACACCAUCACCUCAACCAAACAAGGUAUAGAGUGUAGCGAGCAUUUCAACGAAACAUCAAAAAUGUACAGAUGUUCAUUUUCUUGUCUCAUAAGAACUUUGAGAAACACAGCGACUCAAGAAAUAACGUCAGCCUUCCGUGGCUGCGCUGCACCUGAAUCGAGUGGAUGUCUUGAUAUCAACGGUGUGACACGAUGUUCUUACACAUGCAAUAAAGAUUUAUGCAACACCAUGAGUAUUGACAAACUUGAAGAGAAAUAUGGUUUGAAGAAUGGAACAAAUGUAAUAUAUGGCAAUAAUUUCAUAAUAGUUAUUACUUUUCUUAUACUGAACUGUAUCAGCCUUCUAAAACUAUCUUAGUUCUUAACUCUCGGGUUACCAUAUUUCUCUUGAAUACAUUAUUAUUUUCUAAAAGAAUUGAAAUAAAGGUAAAGAUUUAAGUG